This is a messenger RNA of Athalia rosae (coleseed sawfly), 3332 nucleotides long. Its product is annotated as putative nuclease HARBI1. The transcript has 3 exons. NCBI's taxonomy places the organism in Eukaryota, Metazoa, Arthropoda, Insecta, Hymenoptera, Athaliidae. The record is from RefSeq and is a predicted model, not a curated record. The coding region runs from base 2104 to 2349 and encodes 81 amino acids.
UGUCGCCAUGUUUAACUUUGAAAAUUGCGCCACAUUUCUCAACAUCCACUUCGACCGAGCUCUGCAGAUGGGUCGUUGUGGGCUCGGUGUUCUCAUCCAUUUCUUUCCAAUUUCGUCAUCGUUCAAUUAAUUAAUAGGGUUGUUUUUUUUUAUGCCAAUCUUCUCGAGAAUUUCUAUUCGUGGAGCAUAGUUCCAUGUACGUACUUGGCACAGUAAUUGAUUUGGAUUCUUUUUUUCCUAUUAUUCAUGAAUUCUUCUAAUCAAUCAUUAGAUAUAUUUUUAUGGUAGUUACUGUUGAACAUUUGAACUUGGCGAACUUUUUUGCACCGUAGGUGCCUUUUGUGGGAUAGACUAUUACCUCAUUCGACCGAAUUCCCGAUAGUCUAUGCACAAUCGCAAUUGUGUGAGGACUGAGUCACCGAGUAACCCGCUAGAGGGUGCGUAAGCAGACAAAGUGUGCGUGUAGAGUGAUAGAGAGAGGGGGAGAACCGAGAGCCAGUCGUCGACCAGACGGGCAUCAGAAAAGGUGGUGUUGGUAUUGCUAGGUUAAAGUUAAAUUGUGUGUUUUUUUCGAUAUCAAUAAAUGGUGCGCAAUAUUACCUAACGGCGAGUGUUUUAUUCCUUUCACCAAACUAUCUUUACAUCAGAAGUGGGAUUGAUGCUGACAACGCUUACGAGUGGAAAAAACCGACAACGUGGUCGAGACGCCGAUCACGUGUGGAACAAAGAACAGCAGUGUACACGGUCCGGUGGAUUAGUGCCGUGGAUGAUUUCAGUGCAAAAGUGCGAGCAAAUAAUCUUCUAAAUAAUUGUGUAUCGGAAGUGGAAACAUAUUCGCGAGGAGAGAUGAACCGAAAUACAAUUUAUUGAAAUCAAGGGCGUCCAAGAUGGCGAACGGCGAGUGAUUUCGUUGAAUGCGUGGUUCUCAAAAAGAUCGCAAGCAGUGCUGUGAUUACGAAUCACGUGACGAACUCGUGUGACGGACAUUUCGGUCGUGAACGUAGCCGUUGCGCACAGUCGUAAUAAAAGUGACAUCUGAAUACAUAGGGUGCUUUCCAUCAACCCAAGUAACAAGUGCACGCCAUGACCGUCAGCGGAGCGCUUGCAUGAUUUUGCCUCCGAACUAUCUGCCUGUUCCCGCAUACGGCGGUUAAACAUGCGCAUGGAUGCUUUCGACUGAGACUUGCAGCAAAUAAUGCGUAUGGUUCGUGCAUGAUCUGCAGCUCGUAGCCGCAAUAUGCAGUAGUGCUCAGCCUACGGUAUAGUAUAUAAAAUUUCAAAACUUAUUUUCGUUUUAUUUCACAUAAAUUAUAUGCAGACAGUCAUUAUUCUCAGCCGUAGGAGACUUGAAAAACUAUGAUUAUAUACUUUUAUCGCAGUAAUAUACAGUAUUUAUCAUCAAACCAUACGUAAAAAAUUCUUGGUACUUUUUCAACAGUAUUGCAUAUAUCUUAUAAAAGGCACCUACGGUGCAAAAAAGUUCGCCAAGUAAGCCAAGUGUGUUUGAUGUUGACCCUCCGAGCGGCCACGGGCUUUGGGCUUACUCGCAGCAGUUCAGUCGCUAGCGACGAACCGCAAUGGAGGCUCGCCGUGAUCGCUGACAAUAAGGCCCGGUUCCACAAUCUGAGUUUAACCGAGGUUUAACGCUUGAACUCGGUUUAGGUCGAAGUUAACCGAAGCCUUGCGUUCCACAACACCAAAAUCGUCGGUUAAGCGACGCUGAACGCAGUUGAAGUUGAACGCCCGAUUUUGGGCGUUUAGCAGCUUAAACGAAGUUUAAAGUUGAUCUAUAUUCAUCAGUGGUGGCGCAUCAUGAAAAAAAUAGUAACUUUUGCGAUGUCCAGUGGGGUUGUGAAGUAGUUCAAAUUCGAAUUUGUACAUAAACGAAAAAUAAAGUUGAAAGUUAAAUGGCAAGGAUAAAUGAAAUCCUAUCAUCAUCGGAUGAUGAGGAUUUUGCCGAGAUCGUUGAUCGCAGACCAAAAAUCGUGCGGAGGCGUCCCAAUUUUCAUGAAGAAAUGGACGAAGUUGAUUUCCGAACUCGUUUUAGGUUAUCCAGAGAUAGCGUUAAUGCUCUAUUAAUGGAAAUUCGACAAGAGCUGGAACAUGCAACAGAGCACGGACUUUAGUGGCAUAAGCAAGACGAGCGCGCACAGAAUUGUGCAUCGUGUUACUGCUGCCAUUGCCCGCCUUCGACCACGUUUCAUACGAUUCCCUUUACUGGCAAAUGAAAUCAGAAAUGCACAGAUCCGAUUUUUCGAUAUUGCACGAUUUCCAAGAGUUCUCGGGUGCAUGGACUGUACACAUGUGAAAAUCCAAUCAUACGGCGGGGCUGCUGCAGAAUAUUUCUGAAAUCGCAAGGGUUAUUUUUCAAUCAAUGUGCAAGCGAUCUGUAACGCCAAUUUGGAAUUCAUUGAUAUAGUGGGACGGUGGCAAGGAUCAGUACAUGACAGUACAAUAUUCAAUAAUUCCAGGAUUCGUGCCUUGUUUGAAGCUAACACAUUUGGAGCUGCAAUUUUACUCGGUGAUGGCAGGUAUCCGGUUCGCUCCUAUUUAAUGACACUCUGCCAGUGAUUGUUGCAACUGCUGUUUUGCAUAACAUCGCUCGACGAGCUGGUGAUCCAUUACCACCGGACGAUCCAGCAGUAAACAUGCCUGCGCCAUGGGACGAACUAGUGUUACAAGGAGACAUGCCUGCUGUUAAUCACGCACAUGUAAUUAAUCCUGUGCAAAACAUAUUAAUUAACAAGUAAUUUCGCAGGUAUGAUUUACAAAUAUUAUCCCCCAGCCCUAAUGUCCGACUAAUUGCCUUCGUAUGUAGUGUCUAAUGAAAGCGGUUGAAUUUAUUUCAGCUUGCUCUAGAGGGAACAGAAAUGGCGGAAUUCUCACACAUAUAUGACAUAAAAUAACUGUAAUUUUUCAUUAGCUGUUUUUCAUAUAGAAAUUGUAUAUUUGUCAAACUUUUGUAUAUAGAUAUUUCAAAAUUUUGUAUAUAGAUAUUUCAAACUUUUGUAUAUAGAUAUUUUUUGUAUAAAAUUUUUUAUCACAGUAACAAUGACUUAUCUCUUAUGAAAUAUAUCUUGAACUUAAUCAGAUCCUUGCCUCUUAUAAUAUACAUCCUAAACCUAAUCAGAUCCUUGUCUCUCAUAAUAUACAUCCUGAACCUAAUCAGAUCUUCGUCUCUUAUAAUAUACAUCCUAAACGUAAUCAGAUUUUCAAAAUCCUUGUCUUGCUGCUAGCAUAGCAUCCUUUAUUUGAAGUUCUUUCUUCAAUAAUUCCACCUCGAGGCGCUCUUUCUGUAAUUGCGUUUCUAAUAUUUGCCUUUCUAAUUCCAU